CGCGCAGCCGGCGGCCCCGCAGCUCGCAGCUCAAGGUCGCCGUGUCCCCUCCCGGCCGCCGUCGCUGCGGGUUCCGGUUCCGGCCGCGGAGCGGAGGGGAUGGCGGCGCUGGGGAGGGUCUCUCGGCUCCUGGUCGGUGCGGCCGGCCCGCGCUCCCCGCCGGCGCGGAGCAUGGCGGCUGCGGCACACGAGGGCGGCGGAGCCCGCUUGUGGAAGACGUUGACGUUUGUGGUGGCGCUGCCCGGGGUCGCGGUUUGCAUGCUCAACUGCUACCUGAAGGCGCAGCACGAGCACGAGAGACCCGAGUUUGUCCCGUACGCUCACCUGCGGAUCAGGACCAAGCCUUUCCCCUGGGGUGACGGGAACAAAACACUAUUCCACAACCCCCAUGUUAAUGCUCUCCCAACCGGUUAUGAAGACUGAGAUCCCGACCACAGCCAGAACUUUGGCUCUUCCAGUCUUGGACCAGAAUGUUGUGUGGGAACCAUCACUUAAAAAUCUCCACAUUCCUUCUGCGAUGAAGCCAAGUGGCGUUGUAGCCUCUGUCUGUGCUUGUGUAGAGGCCCUUUAAAUAAACAACUCUGAACUUGA
This is a messenger RNA of Columba livia (rock pigeon), 591 nucleotides long. Its product is annotated as cytochrome c oxidase subunit 6A1, mitochondrial. Gene Ontology annotation, cellular component: mitochondrial inner membrane. Bases 100 to 423 code for a protein of 107 amino acids. Lineage: Eukaryota; Metazoa; Chordata; Aves; Columbiformes; Columbidae. Gene Ontology annotation, molecular function: enzyme regulator activity. Gene Ontology annotation, biological process: mitochondrial electron transport, cytochrome c to oxygen. The record is from RefSeq and is a predicted model, not a curated record. The transcript has 3 exons.